Halichondria panicea is the source of this 7107-nucleotide messenger RNA. RefSeq lists its product as uncharacterized. The record is from RefSeq and is a predicted model, not a curated record. NCBI's taxonomy places the organism in Eukaryota, Metazoa, Porifera, Demospongiae, Suberitida, Halichondriidae. Bases 2030 to 6877 code for a protein of 1615 amino acids. Gene Ontology annotation, cellular component: cytoplasm. Gene Ontology annotation, biological process: innate immune response; signal transduction. Gene Ontology annotation, molecular function: protein binding. The transcript is spliced from 26 exons.
CGGAGCAGCUCCGCCAUGUCCACAUAACCCCCUUUCUGAAUUUUUCGUGCCAGCUUCGCUGGGAGGCCAUCACUCAACACGAACAGGGCCUCGUCUUCUGACGACCUGCCCACAAUCAAACUGGCACCACCCCCACUCGGGGUGAGAGGUGGGUCUUCUGCCUCGAUCAAUGCAGAGAUAGAGUAAUGGCAGGCUCAGGUCCCGCACUUCACUACAUGCAGGUCAUCACCGGAAAUUAGCAAUGAGUGAGGAACCCCAUGUCCACCACCCCAUCCUUGUGAGGACACGGCAUCUGCCUCAGUAGAGGCACAGUCACCAGUGCCAGAGGGUAACCAGAGGUGACCUUAGUGGAGGCUAAGCUCUAGAGGGUGACAUAUAUCUGCCUCAGUGGAGGCCCAGCAUUUUCUAGUGUACAUGCACUAGAGUAUACUUACUAUAUGCUAUAUCAGAACUUCUGCUUACUAUAAUUAUGUCAACUACCAUAAUUAUUAAUUUCUCGUCUACAUUAGAGUAUCUACUAUGCCAAUUAUUAUAUAAAAGUAUGUAGGACUAUAGCUCCAAGCAGCUAGGCUGUGACAGCACGUACCGGUGUGGGCUGGUGGGGGGGAGAUAGCUUCCCUCACAGCAGUCCUUAACAUGUCCCGGAGUUCCUCGCGGGAGACGUUAGCCCGGGUUACCCCAUCAGUUUCUCUCUUCUUCCGUGGCCAUAGUACCAGUGUAGAGAACGAGGAUCAAAAAGGAUAAGAAAUAUCAGUUUGCCUUCUUUUCUGACACAUGCGACUGACACUACUAUGUGGUCCACCACGCGCAUGCUCAACACUCGACUUACCCUGGCUCAUACUUGGCGUUAACAUGUCUUGACAUUUUAAACUUCCUGUCUGACAUAUGCAAGUAAAUCCUGUGUACUGUGCUUGUAAUAGCCCUAAAACUCAUGAUUGAUUUGAACGAGCAACCAAGCAGAGUGCACCAGUUUUUGGUCCACCAUUUUAACCUAUAGGGCUAACAAAAAGCGGCUUUCUAUCCACGUGUCACUGACUUUAGCUUAAGAAUUGCUCUCCUUUAUGUGUUGUUUGUACCACAUUUUUAUGCAUGCACAGUAUCUACAUAAGUGUCUCAUUGCCUGCAGAAAUUUUAUGAAUAUACAUAUAGCUCGACCUACAUAUAGAAUCUGAUUUAUAAAAGUAUCUGGUUUUGAAUGCAAUUAAGGCUUUUUCGAUUGAUUGCGACUUUUUGCAUAGAGUGCAACCCAAGGAGCAAAGUAAUUUUCACAAUAGAUAAAGAGCUUGUACAUGCAGUGUCAUCACAAAUUAAGCACGUACCGUAUAUAGCUAGUAAUUUCCAGGGGACAAAAUAUUUGCAGUUUUCAUGAUUGGAGCUCAGACCACCACAAAUAAUCACCAAACUCUUAGUUUGUCUAGUUGCUGAUAAGUUGAUCGAAAAUUGUAAUCAUUUCCUGAUAUUUCUGGGCUUUAGCUAAAUCAAGUUCCUUGAGGUGUGCAUGAACAUUGUUCAGUGAAAGUGUUCCUGUUAACGUUAUCGUUAUGUUUAUUUGGUAGGACAAAUAACUAUGGCAGCAUCUUUUCCUGUGUGGUGUGUAUACUGACGUUACCAUGUUUGGUGGUACUGCAUACCACAAAACAGGUCAACAAUAAUUAUGACUUCUUAGAGAUGAGUUUUAGAGAUAUCAAUCUGCAUGUGUGUUGUAUUUGGUGAGUAUACUCUACAAGAAUGAAUACUAACAGUGAAUACCUUGCUGAACAACUUUACUCGGCUAGCUACUAUGGUCAUGAUCAAGCAGUGCUGGAGCUGCUACAGAGAGGAGCUCCACCCAACAGCGACUACUACACUGUAGAGAAGCGAAGGCACACUCCACUACACAUGGCAUGUGCUCAAAACCAUCUUCAUAGUACAGAACUACUCAUCAAGUUUGGAGCCUUUGUAGCUGCUACAAGUAUUCGUGGUUGGACCCCCUUACACUCAGCAUGUUACAACAACAACAAGAUCAUUGCUAAGCUCCUAAUGAAGCACCAUGCACUGUCCCACAGAUAUCAAAGACAGUAAUGAACUGACUGCUGCUGAUUGGGCCAGAGUGAAGGGGUACCAUUCAUUGGUAGACUGUGUAGAGAGGUUCCAGCCUGGACCUAGAGAUCCCUUGCCCUUGUACCCAACACUGGAACAGCUGAGUCGGCUGGAAUGUGACCGAUGGCUUCAACUUGGUGUUCAAUUGGGAUUGGACAAUGAUCAACUGGAAAGUAUAAAGAAGAGCCAACAUCCCACAGUAGAAACACUCCGGGCAGCUAAAUUCGAGAAUAUUGACAUGCAAUGGAAGGAUAUUGUGGAAGCUCUACUGGACAUCAAAGAAGGUGCGAGUGCUCUGUCAGUGGGUGCAUUCUAUGGCUGGCUGUACUGGGUCAAGUAUCUUGUGGAAACUGUGAGCCUCAAUCCAAAAGAGCCAGUCAACAAGGCUGGUGACACCCCACUCUCUCUGGCCUGUGCCAAUGGCCACUUAGACACAAUCAAGUACCUUGUGAAUGAACAUCGUUGUGAUCCUAGAAGUACAAUCAAUAAGGCCAGUGACACCCCACUCUCUCUGGCCUGUGCCAAUGGCCACUUAGAUACAGUGAUAUACCUUGUGAAUGAACAGCAUUGUUAUCCUAGAAGCACAGUUAACAAGGCUGGUGACACCCCACUCUCUCUGGCCUGUGCCAAUGGCCACUUAGACACAGUCAAGUACCUUGUGAAUGAACAUCGCUGUGAUCCUAGAAGUACAGUGAACAAGGCUGGUGACACCCCACUCUCACUGGCCUACAAAAACAGACACUUGGAGACUGUUAAAUAUCUUGCUCAAGAACAUCAAUGUGACACAAAAUUUGCAGUAAAUGAGGCUGGAGACACUCCUCUCUCUCUUGAGUGCUCCUGUGGUAACCUGGAGAUGAUUAAGGCUCUCAUUAACAAGCAUGUUGAUCCAAAUAAGCCAGUCAACAAGGCUGGUGACACCCCACUCUCACUGGCCUACAAAAACAGACACUUGGAUACUGUCAAAUAUCUUGCCCAAAAACAUCAAUGUGACACAAAAUUUGCAGUAAAUGAUGCUGAAGACACUCCUCUCUUCCUUGAAUGUUCCCGUGGUAACCUGGAGACAAUCAAGGCUCUCAUCAACAAGCAUGUUGAUCUAAAUAAGCCGAUCAACAAGGCUGGUGACACCCCACUCUCUCUGGCCUGUGCCAAUGGCCACUUAGAUACAGUGAUAUACCUUGUGAAUGAACAGCAUUGUUAUCCUAGAAGCACAGUUAACAAGGCUGGUGACACCCCACUCUCUCUGGCCUGUGCCAAUGGCCACUUAGACACAGUCAAGUACCUUGUGAAUGAACAUCGUUGUGAUCCUAGAAGUACAGUGAACAAGGCUGGUGACACCCCACUCUCACUGGCCUACAAAAACAGACACUUGGAGACUGUUAAAUAUCUUGCUCAAGAACAUCAAUGUGACACAAAAUUUGCAGUAAAUGAGGCUGGAGACACUCCUCUCUUUCUUGAGUGCUCCCGUGGUAACCUGGAUGUGAUUAAGGCUCUCAUUAACAAGCAUGUUGAUCCAAAUAAGCCAGUCAACAAGGCUGGUGACACCCCACUCUCACUGGCCUACAAAAACAGACACUUGGAGACUGUUAAAUAUCUUGCUCAAAAACAUCAAUGUGACACAAAAUUUGCAGUAAAUGAUGCUGAAGACACUCCUCUCUUCCUUGAAUGUUCCCGUGGUAACCUGGAGACAAUCAAGGCUCUCAUCAACAAGCAUGUUGAUCUAAAUAAGCCGAUCAACAAGGCUGGUGACACCCCACUCUCGGUGUUGUACAAAGGUGGACACUGGGAAGUGGUCAAGUAUCUCGCCAUCACUCAUCACUGUGAUACAAAACGUGUCCUCUUACUAGCAGUAAAGCAAGGUCAGAAAGCAUACGUGAAGGAACUACUGGAAGAAUGCCACAGCGAUCCAAAUGUAACUGACAAAGAACGCAAGUCAACUCUCGAUUUGGCCAACGACCCUGAGAUCAUAAAGCUCCUCUUAAAACAUGGAGCCAAAACUGCCAAUGUCUACAAGGAACACAGCAAGCUCAUCGGGGAGCUCUCCUCCGAGCAACCUCUACAUCUUCCUUUGUUUGUACUCCUCACUGGUGAUGGUGGUGUGGGGAAGAGCACUCUGUUAAAGUCCAUUCUGAGCUCAAAAGGGUUUUGGGCUAUAUUCCAGGAGGCAAGACCCGUAGAUGGCGUCGAUGCGAGGACAGUGGGGAUCAUACCGCACGAAGUAUACACCAAAGAGUUUGGGAGAAUCAUCUACUUUGAUUUUGCUGGCCAGAAAGAGUUUUACACGAGCCAUUGUGCCAUUCUGGAGAAUGCUGUUCAAACCUCACCACCCAUCAUUAUCCUCUGUGCUAAGCUUAUAGAAAGUGAGCAGGCAAUUAUUGAUUCUAUGUAUCGCUGGUUGACCCUCAUCCAAAACCAGUGUGCCAAUUUGAAAAAAAAAGCACACGUGAUAGUAGUUGGUAGCCAUGCCGAUCAAGUGAAGGAAAUGGGAGAAGAUCCACGAGGCAAAGAGGGCAUCUUUGCCCCCCUUAUCAAGCAAUUCCCGAAGUUUGAGUUCACAGAGUUCAUUCCAAUGGAUUGUCGCUUUGCUGAUUCAGAUGACAUGAAAAAAGCACGAAAACAAAUUCAGAAAAGCUCCGCUAUUCUCCGCUCUCCAGAAACCAUCAGCCUAAAUGCUCACACAUUUUACAUCUACCUUGCCGAAAGCUUCAAAGACGACCUUGCUGUGUCGUUGGGAAAUGUCUACGAAAAAAUUAAGAGCAAUCUUAAUGCUACUCUGUCAAAACGCAUCAGUGAUAUUCUUUCUUUCAUACCCAGCACCCUCCCUCACCUUGUAAAGAUCUGUGACCAGCUGCAUAAAAGUGGUCUCCUCUUGUUUCUCCGCAAUGACAGCUCUCCAGAGAAGUCUUUCUUAGUGAUUGACCAAGUAACACUUCUGUCCAGAGUCACUGGUACCGUGUUUGCUCCUGAAAGUUUCCGCCAACACUGCAAACUAGCUUCAAGUACUGGAGUGGUGCCUUUGUUAAAAUUCAAGAAAGUAUUCAAUGGCCUCAACAUAGAGAUGCUGAUUGCCUUCAUGUCCCAUUUAGAGCUGUGUUUCGAAGUCAUAGACAAGCAAGUCUUGAAAUAUAUUUCAAAGAAGAUUGCUGACCAAGACGCUUCUGUUCCUGAGUUUGACACUCGAUACCUCUUUUUUCCAGCACUUAUUCGAAUCGAAACUCCGGAGCAAGUUUGGGAAGAAGCUCAAAGCAUCAAGUACCAUUUUGGUUGGAUACUUGAAACCUCUCAAAACACCGAGUUUUUCGAUCCUCGCUGCUUUCAGGUCCUCAUUCUGAGGAUAGUGUUCAAGUUCCGGCUUGCCCCAUCCAUGAGAGUACAGCAUGAUAUUCCUUCCCUGCAAAGAUUUUGUUCUGUGUGGAAGAGUGGAAUAUGCUGGUGCAAUGAUGAUGGGAUCACCGCACACCUCGAACUUGCUGAAAAUGGCCGAUCUCUGGCUCUCAAGAUGCGCACUGGCACAGUUCAACCUGAAAAUCUCAUUCUUCGCUCUAAAAUUGUGAGCACAAUCCGCGAGACUGUUGAAAGUUUUGGCCGCAAUGUGAAUGUCAUAGAAACAGUGAUCGAUCCAGAUCAUGUUCUUAAACAUCCUCUAAAAAAACCCUCUGAACUCCCACUGAUCAAUGUCCAGGAUAUUGCAGCAGCUGUCUGCUACAACAGAAGAAUGAUCAAAUCGACACGUCAAGUUGGCCUCACCUUUAACCACCUCUUACAGUUUGAACCGUACGCUGGCCUGGAUCAAUCCACCUUACAGUGUAUCCACAGUGAAAAGAAUGCCAAGAAAGACGAGAAAAUUUCCAGAGCUUUCAUUUCCCAUUUUUCCAAUCAAGUUGCCAACCCAGACAGUGAAAAUCCAGAUCAAAUUUCUCGAAACAGUCUCAUGUACAUAAAAAUCUUGGGCCAUUUUCGAUCUUCAAAUAUCAAAAUUCCGUCCGGCAGUCCCAGACAGGAGGUAGUCCAGGCCCUUGAAAUGUGGAGGAGUGAGACUGAGGGAACUUACAGCUGCCUGAGGGAGACUCUUAAUACGUACAGCGUCUUCACUGGGAGAAACCCUCUGGAUUUGGCGUGUGUGGCUCACAACGAGGUUGAUCUCUCUGCAUUCCCCGAUGAUACAGGAAAAAACUUGCUGCAAUUAGAUAAAGUGAAGAAUGCACUCAUUGAAAUCUGUGCUGACUGGUACAGUCUGGCAAUACAGUUGGAUAUAGAUUGCAAAACUCGAAAGGUCAUUGAGCGUGACCACCCAUUGACGGAAGCUGGGUUCCAUACCAUGUUGCAACACUGGGUGAGGAGACCCUCCCCUCUCCCCUCCUGGUUGGCCCUCAUUAGAGAACUAAAGUGUCCCGUCAUCAAUCGUGCAGACAUUGCAGGUGACAUAGAGAAACAUCAGGGCGUCUCUACAAAUUGGGAAUCGUCCAUUUCCUCUCAGGCUCAUCAGUACUUAUUUCUCCAAAAAUGCCCACUCAGUGUGGACCAGCACCUGAAGGUGGUGAGAGAGGCCACCUGGGACGCCAGAGCCAAAUGGCAGUGUUUGGGAGAGGAGUUAGGAGCUUCCAUUGGAAAACUACAUGAGAUUCAGCACAAUCAUCGUGAUGUGGCUGGAGCUUGCUUAACGACUAUGCUGGAGCACUGGUUAAUCCAGACAGACCCUUCCCCCUCCUGGUUUGCUCUCAUUGAGGCUCUCAGAUCCCCUGCUCUUGAUCGGGGAGACAUUGCUAGUGAGAUUGAGACUAGGAUCACUACCAAACCAUAGACAAGUGGUCACAUGCAUUGUAGAAAAACUACACUAUUUUCUCUAGUUCAGACUACAGCCAUUUUUCUUACUAAUCUAGGUUGCUGUAGAUUUACGUUUCCUGUAUUUUGUCAAUUAGUUUCUUGUAUAAAAGUACAAACCAUAAUAUUCUCGGUCCCAGACCACACUUCUCGCAAAAAAAUAUAUAUAAAACGAGUGCUGCAAGCUGCGCUGUGCUAAUGCCUCUCACC